UGAAACAAGAUCAACAAGACCCUCCAAUUACAUCAAUUAUUCUCCUAACUUUUUCUUUGUCAAAUCAAGCAAACAUGUCAAGUGCCCAGCAAAGCUUCAGUGCAGGUCAAACCCAAGGCCAGACUCAGGGUAAGGCAGAAAAUAUGAUUCAAUCCACAAAAGAAACAGCUUCGGCAGCUGCUGAUAAGGCUCAGUCAGCAGCUAACACAACCGGCCAAACUGCUGAACAAAACAAGGAGGAAGCUGCUGGUUUUCUCCAACAGACUGGGGAGCAAGUGAAGAGCAUGGCUCAAGGUGCUGUGGAUAGUGUGAAGCACACUCUUGGAAUGGACAAGAAGUGAAAUCACUCUAGGAAUGGACAAGAAGUGAAAUCACUCUUGGAGUGGACAAGAAGUGAAACUAGAGAUCAUGAUUAUUAUAUAUAUAUUUGUCAGAGCAUUUAGCUGUUACUUCAAUUCAAAUUGAAGAAAAUAAUACAUUUGUUUAUUUGUUGUUAGAGAUUCUUGCUUUUCCCUAUUAAUUGUUAGGGAUCAGCAUGUUAAGUAUGUAUUGAUUAAUGAUUGUGAAAUUGUCGAAGGAAAUCCAAUUUCAAUUGUAAUAAAACAACUUCUUUAUUUAUUCUUGAU
Molecule: messenger RNA, 626 nt
Organism: Cajanus cajan (pigeon pea)
Lineage: Eukaryota; Viridiplantae; Streptophyta; Magnoliopsida; Fabales; Fabaceae
Gene: UNE15
Product: Late embryogenesis abundant protein (LEA) family protein
Source: RefSeq, a predicted model, not a curated record